AUGGCUACUAUUCGACAAGAAAUAGUUAGUGCUGCAAUUCAUAGAGCAAAUGCAUUAUUAGACCCUAAUAUUCAAAAUAAUUUAGAAAAACAACAUGUAUUUAGAAAACAAACAGUUCUUGCUGACAAAUCUCUUACAAAGGAUGAAAAAUCAUAUGCAGAACAAAAAGAAUUUGUGAAAAUUGUCAUGAUGACAUUAUAUUGUGAACAUUGUAUUCGAAAUUAUUUAAAAGAAAAUUUUUCAAACUGGACAUCUGGAAAUAAUGAUAUUGAUAAUUUAAUACAACAAUGUCAAAUAAAAGCACUUAUCCCAAAUUUGAUAGUAGAAUGGAUUCCUUAUAAUAAUUUACAAAAUAUUGAAUACUUAACUAAAGGUGGAUGUUCCGAAAUUUAUACAGCAGUUUGGAUUGAUGGACCUUAUUAUGAAUGGGAUUCAAAAGAAAAACAAUUAAAAAGAGAUGGUAGAUGGGUAAAUGUAGUGCUCAAAAAAUUAGAAAAUGUCGAAAGUGCCAAUAAAAGUUGGUUUGAGGAGGGUAUGUCUCAUCUAUAUUUAGGUAGCAAAACUUUUCUUAUAGUGCGAUGUUAUGGUUUAACUCAAAAUCCAUUUAAUGGAAAUUAUAUGAUUGUAAUGAAUCGUAUGGAUAUAAAUCUAAGAGAAUAUUUGCAACAAAAUCACAAUAAACUCACAUGGAAAGAAAGAAUUCAAAUUAUUGAUAGUAUAAUUAGCGCAGUUUAUGAUAUUCACAGAGAGGGUGCAAUCCACAGAGAUUUACAUUCUGGAAAUAUAUUAUUUAAUCAAAAUGAUCAAAGAUUUUUCAUCAGUGAUUUAGGAUUUUGUGGACCAGCUAAUAUACCAUUAGAUAGUAUAUAUGGAAAUCUUUCAUAUAUAGCACCAGAAGUCAUUGUUAAGAAGAAAUAUAUUUUUGCAUCUGAUAUUUAUAGUAUUGGCAUACUUAUGUGGGAAAUCUCAUCUGGACAACCACCUUUUAUUAAUAAACAUGAUUAUGAUCUUGCAAUAAGAAUAAUAAAUGGAAUGAGACCAAAAAUAAUACCAGUCACUCCUUUAGAAUAUAAAGAAUUAAUGGAACAAUGUUGGGAUGCUAAUCCUGCGAAAAGACCUGAUAUUUACACUCUUUCUAAUAAAAUGGGUGAUAUUUAUAGAUCAUAUUGUCAAAAUGAAAAUGAACAAAGAAUAAUUAGUAAAAUUACGAGUAUUAAUAGCUCUCAAUUAAAUACAAGAUUUAAUGUGAAUUCUAGUUCUAGUGAUAGUUCCUUCUUUGGAAAUUUUAGUGCAAGUUCUAGUAAUUGGAAUAUUAGUAGUAGAGUUUAUAAUUUUGAAAAUUUACCUGAACCAAAAAAUGCAACAAAAGAAGAACAAGAUGCUUAUUAUAGUAUACAAUUUGAUUUUGAUUUACAAGAUGGUUUGAUUAUUGAAGAGAAAUCCAAUAAAAGAAGUUAUUUUGAUGAUGAUGAAAAAGAUCUAGCUUCUAACUCUAAUAAAAAAAGUCAAUUUAAAUAAUAAUGAAGAAAUACAAUAUCAUGAAAUUGGAUACCAAUAUACACAAAGAAAUUAUGCUACGAGUAAGAUGGACCUUAACUAUUUAUUAAAUUAGAGCUUAUCAUCAUUAUUUUUAUAUUGUUUUAUUUAGAAUUAUUUAAACACUAAGACUAGAGUAGCAAUAUUUGCAAAUUAUCUUAGUUUGUAAUUUAUAUACAUUAUAUAUGUGUGUGUGUGUGCAUUUUAUUUUAAAAUUUGGCAUGAGUAUAAUUUAAUCGUACAUUCUAAAAUAUGAGCCCUAACUCUACCCUACCCUAAUGAAGAUUCUACAAUGUCUGCGUCACGUUUAUAUCCAUAGGCUUCUGGUACCGCGUCACGUUUAUAUCCAUAGGCUUCUGGUACCGCGUCACGUUUAUAUCCAUAGGCUUCUGCUUCCGCGUC
This is a messenger RNA of Rhizophagus irregularis DAOM 181602=DAOM 197198, 1938 nucleotides long. NCBI's taxonomy places the organism in Eukaryota, Fungi, Glomeromycota, Glomeromycetes, Glomerales, Glomeraceae. The record is from RefSeq and is a predicted model, not a curated record.